Molecule: messenger RNA, 570 nt
Organism: Ambispora gerdemannii
Lineage: Eukaryota; Fungi; Glomeromycota; Glomeromycetes; Archaeosporales; Ambisporaceae
Source: the annotation of a GenBank genome assembly
AUGGCAUAUGCACCUUCAGAAGCCACCUUCGCACGCCUUCAUUUUCUCUGGUCAGCGGCACAUACAAUGUUUCCCGUAUCGCCUAACCUUUCCGCUUUGUACAUGAGCGAGUUCAAAAAGAAUGCCGCUGAAGUUCGUUUGAAUUUGGCGGACGGAGUACGACGUAUAUAUUGUAGUUAUUGCGGGAGUAUUUUUGUUCCUGGAGUUAAUUGUAAAGUAUGGGUGGGUGAAAAUGGAUUUAUCAAGAAAAAAAGAUCCCGUGUAAAGAAAACAAAGAAGGUUCAGCAUAGAAAAGGAAAUAAAGGAGAAAGAAUGGAAAUGAAAAUGAUGGGAAUGAAUUUAGAAGUGAUAAAUGAAUUGACUAAUGAUAGCAAAGAUAAUGCUAUGCAGAGUGUUACAAGUGAUGAUAAUUUCAUUAAAAAUAUGGACAAAAAUUCAAAAUCCAAUGACUCAUCGCGAAAAAUAGUCCACAUGUCUUCUGCAUCCGCCUCACAUCUAUAUCAUCCUUACAAUAUUGCUAAAUCUUUCGAACAAGUCGCGCAAAAAGAAGAAAUUGGAUCUUGCGAGUAA